Molecule: messenger RNA, 691 nt
Organism: Pelobates fuscus (common spadefoot toad)
Lineage: Eukaryota; Metazoa; Chordata; Amphibia; Anura; Pelobatidae
Gene: TMSB4X
Product: thymosin beta 4 X-linked
Exons: 3
Coding region: 118-252 (44 amino acids)
Biological process (GO): actin filament organization; regulation of cell migration
Cellular component (GO): cytoplasm
Molecular function (GO): actin monomer binding
Source: RefSeq, a predicted model, not a curated record
GUCAUUUGCAUAGAGGAGCUGAUAUAAGGGCUGGUUCCAUUCACUCCCCUCAUAGUCAAGGCUGCAUCUGUGAGGAAUUGUUCUGUCUCUGCGCUCAGUCCCUGAUAAUCCAACAAAAUGUCUGACAAACCAGAUAUGGCUGAGAUUGAGUCAUUCGAUAAGAACAAGCUGAAAAAGACAGAAACACAAGAGAAAAAUCCACUUCCUUCAAAAGAAACAAUUGAGCAAGAGAAACAAGCAACUGAAUCAUAAUGAAUCUCCCAUCACCCAGAUAUGCACUGUACAUUCCACAAGCAUUGCCUUCUUAUUUUACUUCUUUUAGCUGUUUAACUUUGUAAAAAAAAUAAAUAACAAAGAUACAAAGGUUGGAAAACAUUUACUGUGCUGCCCCGUUACAUGAACAGAAAGGAAUAAAGAACUACUGACUGACUGAAGGCGCUGCCUCUCCAUCUGCCUGUCUGGCUGGCUUUGGUCCUGGUGGCAUUGAGCAUCGUGCAUUAUAUAAUAAAAGGAUAAUUGGUGAGGUACGGAGAUUCAGUACCAUGUGGCCUCGAGUGAAAGGAAAGCUGCAUCAAAGUCCAGCGAGCUGUAAAAUGCGGUCAAAUCAAGUGAAAUUUUAAUUUGUUCAAAAUGAUUUGAAUUAUUGGAAUGCACAAUUUUUUUUAAAUAUGCAAAUAAAAAGUAUAAAACA